Hirundo rustica (Barn swallow) is the source of this 2634-nucleotide messenger RNA. RefSeq names its product RAD51 paralog D (gene RAD51D). Gene Ontology annotation, cellular component: replication fork; centrosome; Rad51B-Rad51C-Rad51D-XRCC2 complex. The record is from RefSeq and is a predicted model, not a curated record. The transcript has 13 exons. Gene Ontology annotation, biological process: double-strand break repair via homologous recombination; telomere maintenance; reciprocal meiotic recombination. NCBI's taxonomy places the organism in Eukaryota, Metazoa, Chordata, Aves, Passeriformes, Hirundinidae. Gene Ontology annotation, molecular function: single-stranded DNA binding; four-way junction DNA binding; ATP-dependent DNA damage sensor activity. Bases 152 to 1141 code for a protein of 329 amino acids.
UCCCGGCGGAGCGGCCGGGGAAGGGAAAGCCGGGCGAGCCGGGGAAGUGCAGCGGCCCCGGCCCUUCCGCCGGCGGCAGGAAGCAGGAAGGGAGCGGGCAGGGGCCGCGGGGAGCCCGGGGCGGUCUCUGCUCUUCUCCCUCCCCGUGGAGAUGGUGGUCCUGCGGGCUGGGCUCUGCCCUGGUCUCACUGAAGACAUGAUCCAGCUUCUCAGGGCCAAUGGCAUCAGGACGGUGGUGGACUUUGUAUCUUCAGACCUGGAGGAUGUUGCCCAGAAGUGUUCCCUGUCCUACAAGGCGCUGGUGGCAGUCAGACGUGUGCUCCUGGCCCAGUUCUCUGCCUUCCCUGCCAACGGAGCAGACCUCUACGAGGAGCUCAAGAGCUCCACCGCCAUCCUGCCCACUGGCAGCCCAAGCCUGGACCGGCUGCUGGACUCGGGGCUGUACACGGGGGAAGUGACGGAGCUCAUGGGAGCGCCGGGCAGUGGGAAGACACAGGUGUGCCUGGGCAUUGCAGCCAGUGUGUCCCUGGGCCUCAGGCAGCACGUCCUGUUCCUCGACUCCACGGCGGGUUUCACUGCCUCCCGUCUCUACCAGAUACUCCGAGCCCAAACUGAGGAUGAGGAAGAGCAGCUGGAGGCUCUGCAGAGGAUCCAGCUGGUCCGUGUGUUCAACAUCUAUGAGCUGCUGAGAGCUUUGCAGGAGCUGCGGGAUCGCCUCUCCCAGCAGGUGGUGAGCUCCGUGGGACCUCUCAAGAUGGUGCUGCUGGACUCGGUGUCGGCUGUGAUUUACCCUCUGCUGGGUGGCAGGCAGUCAGAGGGUUUGGCCCUCAUGAUGCAGCUCUCCAGGGAGCUGAAGACCCUGGCCAGGGAGUUCAGCCUUGCUGUUGUGGUGACCAACCAGGUGACAAGGGACAGCAGCACUGGCCCGCUGAAGCCAGCCCUCGGCCGCUCCUGGAGUUUCGUGCCCAGCACCCGGGUGCUGCUGGAGAGCAAAGAAGCCACCUGGGAGAAAGCCACCACACAGCGUGCUGCUUCCCUGGUGAAGUCACCCCGGCAGCCAACAGGGAUCCAGGUGGAGCUGGACAUUGGAAACGGUGAUGUGCUGGAACCGAGCCUGGUGACACCCACACAGGGACUCUGAUGGGAUGCAAAAGCAAACGUCACGAGGUUCAAGAGAGCUGCACAAAAGCAGGCAAGCACUGAAGGUUUUACAAACUGACUGAGAGUCCUGCAGCCCCGGGAGGGACCAGCAUGAAAAACCUCUUGUUCUGGCCCUUGGAAAAGCCGAGUGUGGGGCUCCCUGGAGACAGAUGCUGCCUGCAGUAGCUGAGCUGUGAGGGCAGCAGGGCUGCCAGGUCCUGCCCUCUGCUGCAGGCUCGUCUUCACCCCCCAGAACCGGCCCUGUGCUCAGGUGUUGUUUGGGAUCAGCUUUGUGCCUUGUCCCCACAGCUCCCCAUGCUGGUUUUGUUCCUUCCCUGGCUCCUGGAGUUCUGAUCAUCCUCGGCCCCACAGUGGGCUUGGUUCAGAAAUAAAAGGAAAAAAAAAGCUGUUGAGAGCUGGAAUUCAGUUAAUGACAGCUGCUCAGAUCUUAAUUACAAAGUUGAGCAGGGCUGGCUGUUGAUGAGCAGGGACAUAAUGAUCUUCCCUUCUCCCCAGAGUAACACCAGGCCCUGUGGGGACCUGCUGGUGUUUUUGGGGCACAGCUGGACUGUGGAAAGGCCUGCUGAUAACUGAUGGAAGUUCUGAUCUGGAUCAGCUGAGGCAGAUGGGUCCUGGCUGGCACCAGCUGGCCCUGCUUGCUGCUCAAGGACCUAUUCAAUGGCAUGUGGUGAUGUUUAAAAUAAUCUUCCCGUGCUCCAGUGCUUUCCAGCUGCUCUUGCCUGCUCUUGGCAACCUCCUGAGGAGAGAGGAGGCUCAGAUGUGGAGUUUCCUCUUGAUCCCAGCUGUCUCAGAUACCCUCAGUUUGAGAGACCUCCUUGGCAGGUGGGGACAAUCCCGUCACUGCUGGGCUGAUGUCAGGACCAGGACUCACCUGCAUGCAAAGGUUUCUAACCCCCCUGCUGGGAAACACUGAGCUCUGUGUGCAGACUUCAGCCCGGAGAAAGUUCCAAUUGUUCCAGAGAAGGGCGAGUUCUAAAAUGCAGCUUCUGUGGCUGGUGGCACAGCUGGCCAGAUCCCCUGCCUGUCCUGAGGCCCUUGCACAAGCAUUGCAGGAGAUUUUGGAAACAGUUUAUUUUUCAGAUUCCAAGUAAAGUGUAGAUUUCCAAGUCCCCUUUGACUUUAUAAUCCAAAAAAAGUAGAAAUCGAAGCUGGUUUUUAUGUAGAAGCUGUUCCAUGCCCUUGGAGCUCAGGGCCCAGGUUCCUGCCAGGGAGACAGAGGCUGGUAUUGCACAAUCCAUGCCUUAUGUCUCUUGCAGAGGAUCAUGGAGUUCCUUGUCAGCUCAGUCAAAUCUCAUCUGUCACUGUGCAUCUUCUUGUGCAGAGGGCUCUGGGCUAGGAAGAGCAAGAUUUUGUCUCUCAUGCAAAAGAAAAACAAGAGUUGAAGCAUGAAUUUAAUAAAAUAAAGCCCAAAUCGUUACCGUCCUUUUUGGCAAACUACUUCUUUCUAUAUUCCUGCUGUUAUUUAUUACCGCU